GACAGCGCAGUGCUCGACUCGUCGGGCGUCGGCGCGCCACCCCCACCGACAGCGGCCGCGACUGAUCAGGCGGCCCCCGAUGCUGGCAGGCGCGUCGGCGCCGCCAGCCCCGGCGGGGCAGGACGAGGAGGAUGCCGAGCGCCAGAGGUCGGCCAAGAAACUCGCGAUCUCGGCGGGCCUCAUGAUGACGGCCGUGACCAUGGUCGUCCCGACCCGCGCGCCGAUGGUCCUGGCGAUCAAAAAGGGCGACGCGGCCGCCACGGCGAAGAUGAUGGGGCUGAUGAGCACGUGCGCGGGCCUGAUCGAGCUGUUCGUGAACCCCAUCCUCGCCAAGCUGAGCGACCAGUAUGGCCGGAAACCUUUCUUGACCAUAGCUCCUUUGGUCAACGCUUUCCUCCACAUGCUGGUCGCCGCCUGGCCCAGUUCCCUGCCCGCGCCUCGGGAUGCUGCGAAGGGCGAUAUUUUUCUGGGAGCACCCAGGCUGGCCUAUAUUCAAUUGCUACGUACUUUUCGCUGUUCUUGACGCUGCGUGCAUCUCCACCAGCCCAUUCAACUUGGCGAAUUCCCCUAAUCAGGAAAUGUAG
Molecule: messenger RNA, 584 nt
Organism: Prorocentrum cordatum
Lineage: Eukaryota; Dinophyceae; Prorocentrales; Prorocentraceae
Source: the annotation of a GenBank genome assembly